AUGCGCAGUCGCGAGCCCAACAACGAUCCGGACAACCGUCUUGGAGAAAAACCGAUGGAAUCCCUCGAAAUUGAAGACAUACAUCAGUCGAGUCGAAGGGCCAACGCCUACGACAGUGAUUCGUAUCAUCACGAUGCUUACACAGAUUCCGAAGAAGAAUCUCCCAUCGCGCCCUACGAGUACCGUCAUCGGAAAAGCGAACAUAACGAUACGACUUUAAUGUUGGAUCCCGACGAUGCUCGUCCGCUGGUGGGAAGCAGCAUGAUUGGAAUCAACAAUACGCGAUUGACAGCCUUGCAGACCGUGGUCAAAAGUCGUGCCUGCUGGCCCGUGUACAUUGGGAUAGCCCUCGUGGUCUCACUCUUGAUUGCGGCCAUUGCUUACGUACCCCCGGCUCGACGCAAAGUCACGCGACCCGAUUUUAUUUGUCCCACCGAACCGGCGUCGUCACUGUUUUGGACACACUUCACGCACAAGGUACAAACGUGGGUGGGGCCAGAACGGUGUCGGACUGGACGAAAUAAUGAGGUGUGCUCGUGCGAGGACCCUACCCAGCCGUCAAUUCCGCAAAGUCCUGAUUCUUGGCGGGAGGGAUGGCAGAGAGCAACGUUACGGAAUGCGGCUCUCAUUCAAGAUCGGAAACACCUCGCGCUGGACGUUGUCUUGCUGGGAGAUUCCAUUACUGAACACUGGUUGGGCACAGGUUUCGCCGAACCAAACAACGACUAUCAAGCAAAUGUGCCGGUCUAUCAGUCACUCUUUUCCAAAGAACACGGCGCCGUGAUUGAAGGCCUGGCUUUGGGUAUUAUUGGAGAUCGUUGUCCAAACUUGUUGGCACGGCUGCAGAACAACGAAACGGUACAGGGCUUGUCCGUCAAAGUUUUGUGGGUUUUGAUCGGGACCAACGACUACGCGAGCAGCUUUUGUCGUGUGGAUUGUAUCGUGGCGGGCAACUUGGCCAUUGUCCGAGAGUUGCGACUCCAAAAGCCCGAGGCCACCAUUGUAAUCAACGGCCUACUGCCUCGCAGUAAAUCGCGUACCGACGUGGCUUUUGCCGAUGACUUUGCUGAGAUUAAUCGGCGACUCUCAUGCAUUGCCGAUACCUUGGACGAUGUUGUCUUUUUCGACGCUGCGUAUCUAUUCUUGACCGAAGAUGGUGGCCUAAAUCGAACCAUGCUGCCGGACGGUUUGCAUCCUGGUGAAGUAGGAUCACGUGUAUGGGGGCAAGCAAUUGUGGAUCGAGUUUUGAAGAUUGAUGGUGGACUGUAG
Phaeodactylum tricornutum CCAP 1055/1 is the source of this 1269-nucleotide messenger RNA. RefSeq lists its product with no specific name. The transcript has 2 exons. Bases 1 to 1269 code for a protein of 422 amino acids. Gene Ontology annotation, molecular function: phosphatidylcholine lysophospholipase A1 activity. Lineage: Eukaryota; Bacillariophyta; Bacillariophyceae; Surirellales; Neidiaceae. The record is from RefSeq and is a predicted model, not a curated record.